GCUUCCGUAGCGCGUACCGUGACGCAGGCAAGCGAAACGUAACCGUGAGCGAGACGUAACGAGAGAACCGUAAGCGAAAGCGUUUGUUCGACGGACGCCAAAUCCACAGACUAGAUUCGAUAUACGAUAGCGAUAAUCGUUGGCAAGGAUGUCGGAAGCAAAGACGAAGCCCAUGCUGCUGCUUCUGCUGGCCAUUGUCCUGCCGGGCCAGCGGCUGACCUUUGUGGCCGGCGGCUCCUGUCGCGAGGCUCAGCUGUGCUGCAAUGGCCGCGACUCCUCCUGCGUGGUCCAGAAGGCCCCAAUUAAUGCCAUCAUCGAGGAUCUCAGCGACAAGCCCUGCUACUGCGACCAUGCCUGCCUCAAGCUGGGCGACUGCUGCGAUGACUUCAAGGAUCACUGUGGAGUGCUGGACUGCCAGGUGGGCGACUGGGGACCCUGGAGCGAGUGCGACAAGAGCUGCGGCACUGGAAUGAUGACCCGCAAUCGCCAGAUCCUUCAGGCGGCCCAAAAUGGAGGCAAGCACUGCCCCACGCUGCAGCAGAAGCGGGGAUGCCAGGGAUACCGCUGCCAUGGACAUCGUGACAAGAAGAUACUGAGGGAAAUGGCCCUGCUGCUGCCCGCCGCCCUCUCCCACAACCGGCAUGCCAACGACAGCAGCGAUAUCCGGCGGAAUCUGCGCACGCGCUACCGCGACUCCUACAAGCACAACCGCGAUCAUGAAUACUGCGUGGAGUUCGAGGUACUCAAGGCCUCCAAGGCCUGCCACAAGCUGCCGCCCUACAACCUGAUGAUGGAGGGCGAUCGCAUCACCGUGCGCUGUGACCUCGAGGCUCUGAUCCAGGACACCGCCGCUGUUAGCUCCACCACGGCCAGGAUACCGCCGAGCAGCACCAGCUCGGGCCAGGAGGAGGAGCAGCAGGAGCGGGACAACAGCAGCGCCAGCGAUGAAGACAUGACCGGUCACAAUAACGAUGAGGAGCCCGAGGAGGACGAGGACGAGGAGGAUGUGCAGAACACCCUGGACACGGGCAGCAACGAAAGCUACGAGUAUCGUAACCACCAGCAGCAUCAUCAGCAGCAGCAGCAACAGCAGCAACAGCAGCAGCUCCCUGCCUCCCAGUUCCAGUCGCAUCGCCGGCCGCCAGCAGCUGGGGCCAAGCGGAGUGGUGGUGUCCCAGUGACGCCUCCGCCAACGCUGGCGCCCAGCUAUCACUGCCGCGGCGAGGGUCUGGCCGGACGCACGACGCGCUGGAGCGCUCUGGCGGCGCCCUCCUGUCGCGGCAAGUGGCUCCGGCUGACCGUGGGACCGCCGAAGAAGUGCAACCACGCCCAGUUCAUCUUCGUCUAAGGCAGCGCAGCGGCUUGAUACGAACUAUUUUUUUGUCCUCACAGAGCAGAGGUAGCCCCUCCGUCAUCAUAUCAUCGUAUGUCAUAUCCCAGUCCAUGUCCCCCUACCCCCCCCCCCACACACACACACACACACAAGUACUCCAUCGUAUGUAAGCGUUUAAUCAUUAAGCCAGUGGAUUAAGAGCCAGUAUAGCCUGAGAGUGUGAGAGGUAUGUGUUUUUUUUUUUUGUGUCUCGCCAGAGGAGCGAUCCGGAGGAGAGCCCGCUCCUUCUCCGGUGAGCUGUGCCUCUAAGUAGCUUAGGAAACCCCCGCCCCCAGCACCUCAAGCCGGGGUCAUUCUUGAAUCGGAUAAUACUAGAAACUAGAGACUAAGUCAUCAGGACCGCCUAACAUCGGGCUGCGUAGCGAAAGAACCCUUCUAUAUAUAUAUAUACUAUAUAUAUAUGAAUGUGUAUGAGUGUAUCUGUAUCUGUAUUUGUAUCCGUCUAAUCGUUAGUUCAGUCUUCGACCUACACACACACACACAUACACGCACACGUGGAGAGAAGCCCAAGUCCCUCUCAGCAAGUCCCCGAACCGACGAUGGAUCACCCCCUCUGGAGUCGGAAUUAACGUUUGGAUCUUAGCAUUAAUCUGGAUUUUAGGUACACACACACACACACACGAAUGUCGAAAUAAUAAUUAAAAUUAUAAUUAAACCAAUAAAGCGAUCAUUCAAUAAAGAACGAGUAUAAUUUUAAAGUAA
Molecule: messenger RNA, 2095 nt
Organism: Drosophila kikkawai
Lineage: Eukaryota; Metazoa; Arthropoda; Insecta; Diptera; Drosophilidae
Source: RefSeq, a predicted model, not a curated record